Arabis nemorensis is the source of this 351-nucleotide messenger RNA. The record is from the annotation of a GenBank genome assembly. NCBI's taxonomy places the organism in Eukaryota, Viridiplantae, Streptophyta, Magnoliopsida, Brassicales, Brassicaceae.
AUGAAAGAACUUAUCAUCUCAGGAGUAGUGGUGGUCGAGAUGAUCGUAGAAGGUGGAGGUUCGAUAAUAGCAUCAAUCUCAGGUGAAUUAUUGAGAGAAAUUGUCAUCUCAMGAGUAGUGGUGGUCGAGAUUAUCGUAGAAGGUGGAGGUUCGAUAAUAGCAGCCUCAGAGUCAGAGACCUCUGUUUCGAGACCCGUAGAAGAAGGCAUAUCGGUGACAGUUCCGGUGGUGAUAUCGACUGGAUUUGGCAGAGGAGAAGACAUCGGAGACUCCACUAUGGCUGGAAAAUCUAGUGCAAGAAAUCCAGUAUCCUCGAUUUCAACUAUUGCCGGCGGAGACGUGAUGAUUUGA